AAAGAAAGAAAAGGAGUUGAAUUGGAAGUUACACCACAAGCAAGGGAACAAGUCCCCUGAUGCGUGAGGGAGAGAGGUAGAGGCAGAGAGGGAAACAACAAUCAGAAAAGGAACUCGGAAUAAGAGCACUCGCAUCCGGCUCCCCAUCUCUUCCGCAUCCUCAUAUUUUGGGGAAAAAUUUAGGGUUUGAGCUAAAAUCUUCCUCCAUCCGGUUCCCCAAAAUGGGGAUAAACUUUCCGGUCGCUACAGUAGGUCCCCAUAUAUGGGGACUCACUGUACAUCCCCAAAUGUGAUUUCGGUUCCCUCUCUCCUUCGACAUCCCGCGUCUUCUACCUUGCGACGGUUGGCUGCCCUUCAUCUCUCCGACUUCCCUGAAUCUCGCAUCACACCGGUAUGCCCAUUCCAGAUUUUUUUGACUUUGAAUGAUAUUUGAUUCGACAAUCCCCAUCUGUUGGCCGAAAAUGAAGUUGUGAAAUUUUGGUUUCAUUUUCAUAAAUCUCAAGACUCUGUUUUUCGGCAGUGGUAGGUUCUUUUUUGAGGCUGUUUUUGGAUAAAUUAGGACAAAAUUUCAAAGGGUUUUGGGUUGGAAAAAAACCCUAGAUAUGCAGGGGACCUCCGGUUUCGAAUUUGGGGAUUUUUUGGGAACUGAUUUUGUUGAGUUUAUUUGGGGCAUUUUGAUAUCUUUAACUGCGAUUUUAUCCAUUACCUGGGAUUGUAAUUAUGCUUGGCUAUCUUCGGGUGGGGUUGUGAUUAUGCUUGGCUAUCUUGUUGGUUAGUUGUGAGCCACAUUUGGUAUUUUUCUUCUCUAUGAUUAUAUCGGCAUGGCUCUAUUUGAUAGUUGGAAUCACUGUUUGUUUGUGGUUCUGUGAUGUUCUGUGAUUAUGCUCAAUGGAAGGGGGACGUGAAGUUUGGUGCUUUCUGUUGGCUUUUUUCCAGUAAUCUCUUCACUUUGUAAAUGCUUGGAAGUGUGCCAUACCUUUCUUGAAUCUGUGAUGAUCGAACAUAUUAUGCAUCUGUUGGCCGAUUAUCAGCAGUUGAUUGUGUAAACUAAACCUCGGCUGAACCUCUUAUUUUUUGACUAUUCUGGACCUUUGGUUGAAGAUUGGUUUAAUUACACCGAAUUUGGUUGCUUUUCAUUGUAGAUCUUGUUUCUUUUUUUUUUUUGGUAACAUUGGUUUCUUUUGUAGGUCUUGGUUUCAUGGAAUUGUUCUUGGUUUCAUUAAAUUGUUCUUGGUUUCAGAAACAAUUGUUCUUGGUUUCUUUGUAGUUCUUGGUUUCAUGAAUUUGAUGGAGGAAUCUUUUGUAGUUCUUGGUUUCAUGAAAUAUUUCAGAUUAUAUUUUUGUAAAUCUUGGUUUCAUUUGUACUUCUUGGGUUGAGUUAAUUUGAUGAUAGUGUUUCAUUACUAGUUCUUGGUUUAUUUUGUACAAAUGGUUAUCAAGUUAGUUCUUGGUUUCAUGAAAUUUUCCAGAAUUGGUUUUGUAGUUCUUGGUUUCAUUUGUACUUCUUGGGUUCAUGAAUUUGAUUUGGUUUCAUUACUAGUUCUUGGUUUCUUUUGGUCUUAUUGGUUUCAUGCAUCAGAUUUGGUUUCAAAUCUAGUUCUUGGUUUCUUUUGUACUUCUUGGUUGCAUGAAAAUUUGCCAAAACGUAUUGUAGUUCACUUGGGUUUCUUUUGUUUUAUAUAUAUAAUAUGCAGAGGGAAAUCAUGUAUAUCCAAUUCGGUUAUUCUUCUGUUUGCUGCUUCAUCUUUUGGAGUCUAUGAUAUUCAAUUCCAUAUUCAAAUGCAUUAUUGAUUAUUCAAUAGAGAUUGUGAGCUAUAAUAAAAAAUACAUGUAAUCUUCUGGGGAAAAAACAUGCAUACCUUGUUUGAAUAUCUAUCUAAUUUGAUGAUAGUGUUUGGUCAUUUGCAGUGUUUCGUGUCAUUCGGGGGAGGGGGGAAUAUAAUUAGGCUGUGAUGAUGGGGUUAUUUUUAUAUGUAAUUGGGGCCCCAUCGAUAUGGCGGGGUAAUCGUUACUCGAAUACACCAAGUUGCAGUUUGUGGUACUCUCCAUAAACUGCAAUCGGGGUUCGGGUGAGGUUUUGCAGCCAUUCGAUGUUGGACUCCUUGAUUACGCAUGUUGUCAAUAUUUACACCAUUCUGAGCCACAUUCAUUGUCUUAUUCAAUAUGGGGAACCGGAUGUGAAUGCUCUUAUUUUGUGUUUUGUGAUUUGCAUGCUGUUUGUUGUUGUUUGUAUUCUGUUGCAUAGAUCUGUAAUGUGUAAAUUAAACCCCCUCGGCUGUGAUGAUGACAACCGUAUGUUAGGAUUAGGGAGAUUUAUGGCCAUCUGCUCAAAGGGUAAGUAACCCGGACGGCCAACAAGUCCUGGCAACCGGUCGUUGCAGCCAUGAGUGGGUGGCAAGCUUAUCUUUUGUAUCCUCAUUCGGUUCCUGAGCCCUGAUCAAAAACCAUACAUUAAAUGUAUAUCUUUUCUAAUCUCUAAAUGUUUUUUUAGAGAUGGAUUCACAAGACUUGACUAGUAUGUACUUCACCAACCUCCUUAGUCAAGAUCCUCAACUCGACCCCACUUACGAUGGGCAAAGUGGGACUUCUCCGUUGACCCUUGAUGACUCUCCAACCCUACCCCCUAACGAGCCCAUCGGCGUUAGGAAAUCAGUUAGGGGUGCGAAUUUCACCCCCGAAGAAGACAAGUUACUUGUCUCCGCUUGGCUAAAUUGUAGCCUUGAUGCUGUUCAGGGAACAGAUCAAAAACACUCCCAACUUUGGGAAAAAAUUUUUGAGUACUUCCAGCAAUUUAAAGAAACCACAAAUGAGCGGACAAUAAAAUCUUUAAUUCAUCGGUGGUCGGUUAUCCAAAAGGCCACAAACAAAUUUUGUGCGAAACUAGCCCAAGUUGAAGGGUUAAAUCAAAGUGGCAUGACCGACCAAGAUAAGUUCGACAAGGCCAAGGUUAUGUACCAAGCGCUAGAAAAGUGCUCAUUCCAAUUUGAGCAUUGUUGGCACCUGUUGAAGGACCAACCUAAGUGGAUUUGGCGCGCCACAAAGGAGGAUCCAAAACGAAGGAAGACGAUGUCCCCAUCCCCGACCCCAACUCGAUGUUCUGGCGCUACAAUUGAUUCAACUUUUGAUAUGGAGGCGGAUGAAGUCAUGGAGAAUGAAGUUAUCGAGUUGGACCGACCAAUUGGAAGGAAAGCUGAGAAAGGAAAACGAAAGGUCCAAGGCAAGCAAGCAGAAGAAAAUUUCCAACUCAGGAAGAUGAAGUAUACUCUUUUGGAGGAGUCACGCGCUCAGGAGAAAGAGUUUUAUCGAAUGAAGGCCGAGAAGAUGGAGUAUGACAAGGAAAAAGAGGAAAAAAAAUACGCCUUGAGGAUGAACGACUGAGGUUGGAGGCCGAGAAGAUGUUAAUUGAGAGGGAAAAGGAGCUCGCUAAAAUUCGUCAAGAGGACGAAAGGUUGAGGUUGGAGGCGCAGAAAGUGGAGCUCGCCACGAAAGAUCAAGAUCAGCGCAUUAUGAUGAUGGACGUGAGUGGCAUGCCGGAAAUGCAGCGGUUAUAUUUCCAGCAACUCCAGAGGGAAAUCAUGGCGAGACGCAAUACUUCCCAAGAUUGAACUUCUUGUUUUUUAAUAUUACCAUUUUCA
Molecule: messenger RNA, 3635 nt
Organism: Carya illinoinensis
Lineage: Eukaryota; Viridiplantae; Streptophyta; Magnoliopsida; Fagales; Juglandaceae
Exons: 2
Coding region: 2494-3378 (294 amino acids)
Source: RefSeq, a predicted model, not a curated record